Messenger RNA from Kogia breviceps (pygmy sperm whale), 1277 nucleotides. RefSeq names its product interleukin 34 (gene IL34). Gene Ontology annotation, molecular function: macrophage colony-stimulating factor receptor binding. The record is from RefSeq and is a predicted model, not a curated record. NCBI's taxonomy places the organism in Eukaryota, Metazoa, Chordata, Mammalia, Artiodactyla, Physeteridae. Gene Ontology annotation, biological process: positive regulation of protein phosphorylation; positive regulation of monocyte differentiation; positive regulation of cell population proliferation.
UGGAUAGACACAUUGCUGGGGAUACCACCUCUGCUCUCUGGGAGACCCAGCGCACCACCAUGCCCCGGGGAUUCGCCUGGCUGCGCUAUCUCGGGAUCCUCCUGGGCAUGGCCUUGGGGAACGAGGGUUUGGAGGUGUGGCCCUUAACCCGGAGCGAGGAGUGUGCCAUCACUGGCUUUCUGCGGGACAAGCUGCAGUACCGGAACCGCCUUCAGUACAUGAAACACUACUUCCCCAUCAACUACAGGGUCAGUGUGCCGUAUGAGGGGGUACUCCGAGUGGCCAACGUCACCAGGCUGCAGAGGGCCCGGGUGAGCCAACAGGAGCUGCGGUAUCUGUGGGUCUUGGUGAGUCUCAGUGCUACUGAGUGGGUGCAGGAGGUGCUGCUCGAGGGCCAUCCAUCCUGGAAGUACCUGGAGGAGGUACACACGCUGCUGCUGGAUGUCAAACAAGACCUCCCGGGUGUGGAGGUCAGCCCCCAGGUGGAAGCAGUGUUUUCCCUCCUGAGUGCCCCAGGAAGCCUGAAGCUGGUGCGGCCCAAAGCUCUGCUGGACAACUGCUUGCGGGUCAUGGAACUGUUGUACUGCUCUUGCUGUAAACAAAGCUCUGUCCUAAACUGGCAGGAUUGUGAGGUGCCAAGGCCUCAGCCUCACAGCCCGGAGCCCUCGUCACAGUGUGUGGCUGCCCAGCCGUACCCCCUGCGCCAGCAGCCCCCCGCCUCCCUGCCCCACCACCCGGCAUCCACGGCUGGAGCCCCGGCUCAGUGAAGCUGCUGAGGGCACAGGGCGAAGGCCUCCUGCCCUAAGUAGCCUGCAUGGUAACUGGGUGGGGCAGCUGGAGGAGCUCCUGCAGGAGAUGGACUGGGCCUGAGGCUUCUCUGGGUGGUGGUGGGGAGCCCCUCUUGGGAGAGGAGACCCUAGAGGGGUAUUUCUCCUUUGAGGGGGACUCAGUGCCUGAGAAGGCUUCAGCUUCCCGCCUUCCAUACCUCCCAUGGUCUCACCUGGAGUAGUGGGUGCUGGGGGGCACCUGAAGGUCAAUGAAGACAGAGCCUACGGCCCCUCUUGGCACUGCCCGGGCUGCCCCCUUCCCUGAGUGCAGGGCUGACCGCCUCCUAAGCCCAAAGAGGUGAGAGCUGUACCAGGUGGGCAUGGGGGAAGGGACACGACUCAGCAAGGCCAGGGAGAGGGCAGCAAAUCUCGGGAGAGGGCAUAGCCAAAUGCCACAUCUUGCCACAGUCCCCUUUAUUUUUUGUAUUAAACACCUGCUUUGUUUUGGUU